Messenger RNA from Funneliformis geosporum, 1098 nucleotides. Lineage: Eukaryota; Fungi; Glomeromycota; Glomeromycetes; Glomerales; Glomeraceae. The record is from the annotation of a GenBank genome assembly.
AUGCUAUUGAAAAAGACGCCGUUGUAUGACUUUCAUGUUGAAAAUGGUGGGAAAAUGGUUUCUUUUGCUGGCUGGUCUAUGCCAGUUCAAUAUUCAAACUUGGGAGUUUUAGCGUCGCAUUUACACACUCGUGAGAACGCCUCUUUAUUUGAUGUAUCGCAUAUGCUUCAGUUAAGACUUUCUGGGAAAGAUCGUAUAUCUUUUCUUGAAAAGUUGGUUGUAGCUGAUAUAGAAGAAUUACCAUUCGGUAGCUCUACUUUGUCGGUUUUCACUAAUGAAAAUGGAGGCAUAAUUGAUGAUACUGUUAUAUGUAAACAUGAUGAUUAUAUUCAUAUAGUGUCUAAUGCUGCUUGUGCUGAUAAAGAUCUUAUUCAUAUUCGUAAGGAAAUGAAUAAGUUUCAACAAAAAGGCGGUGACGUUGAUUUAAAAGUUAUUGACGAUCAUGCCUUAUUGGCUUUACAAGGUCCCAAAGCCGCUUCAGUUCUUCAAACGUUAUGUGGUAAAGACUUGACAGAUUUUAAGUUUAUGACGGCACGUCAGCUUAAUAUAAAAAGCUCUGACUGUCAUGUAACGCGUUCAGGAUAUACUGGAGAAGAUGGCUUUGAGAUUGGCGUUCCAUCAUCAGAUUCUGUCGAAUUAGCAAAUUUUCUUUUAAAAUAUCCUAGUGUCCAGCUAGCUGGGUUAGGUGCUCGAGAUAGUUUGCGAUUAGAGGCCGGUUUGUGUUUGUAUGGUCAUGACCUUGAUGAUACAACAACACCGGUAGAAGCUGGUUUGACGUGGACAAUAGGCAAACGGAGAAGAAGUGAAGGUGGUUUUUUAGGAGCCGAACAUAUUCUACCUCAAAUAAAGGGAGGGAAAACGCGUCGACGGAUUGGACUUAUUGUUGAAGGAGCACCAGCAAGAGAAAAUGCUGAAAUUUACAAUAAUGAAAAUGAAUUAAUCGGACCAUCUCCUUCAUUGCAAAAGAAUAUUGCAAUGGGUUAUGUUAAAAAAGGAUAUCACAAAUCUUCAACUGAACUUCAAGUUAAAGUUCGAAAUCGAAUGCAAAAAGCUCAAGUUGUUAAAAUGCCAUUUGUUCCUACAAGAUAUCAUAAAUAA